Xenopus laevis (African clawed frog) is the source of this 2425-nucleotide messenger RNA. RefSeq names its product general transcription factor II-I repeat domain-containing protein 2-like. Bases 361 to 2085 code for a protein of 574 amino acids. The record is from RefSeq and is a predicted model, not a curated record. The transcript has 4 exons. NCBI's taxonomy places the organism in Eukaryota, Metazoa, Chordata, Amphibia, Anura, Pipidae.
GCAUUUUACACAGCAUUCCCUUUUUUAAACAGUUAUUUGUUCCUGUGAGGUGCACUGUACACAGCUUCCUACAGCAGAAACACUGAGCUGAUCAACCUGAAAGUGAGCGUUCGGUGGUUAUUUGGAAAGGUAGCUCUUGCUAUUCGUUCCCGUGCAGCUUCCUAUAGCAGAAACACAGAGCUUAUCAUUUUUAACCUAUCAACCUGCAAGUGAGCCUUGGUUGUUAUUUAGAAGGCAGUCCCUAUUUUUCUUCUAGCAAACUCUUGCUAUUUGUUCCCAUGUGGUGGUGUGCAGCUUCAAAGUGCAGAAAAAUAGCAGUCAUCAACCUCCUACUACAGUCCUGUUAUUAGGAAAGGCAGCAUGGCUUUCAGAAUCUCUGAAUCGAAAAAAGAACACAGAAAAAGAAAAGUUACAGAGGAAGGAAGAGUGUUUAAAGAAAAUUGGACAGAAGAGUACUUUUUUGUUGAGGCAAACAGUAAAGCACUCUGCUUAAUUUGUGGUGAAUAUGUGCAAGUUUUCAAAGACUAUAAUUUAAAAAGGCAUUAUAUGCAAAAACAUGCUGCAAAAUUCUCUGUGUAUCAAGGAAUGUGUCGUAAGGACAAAGCAAUGGAACUUAAGAAAAGUCUGUCUUCUCAACAAAAUUUUUUUAAAAAAGUUAUUACUCAGACAGAAUCUAUUGUAAAAGCUAGUUAUGUGGUAACAUAUUUAAUAGCAAAAAAAUCAAAACCAUUUACUGAUGGUGAGUUUAUUAAGCAAUGUAUGGAAAGUGUGGCAGACAUAAUUUGCCCUGAAAAAAAAGGGGAUAUUUCUAAAAUAAGUUUGUCACACCAGACUAUAGCCAGGCGAACAGAAGACAUUGGAAAAUCUGUUGAAAGAUGUUUGAAGAGUAAAGCUGCUAAAUUUAAAUAUUAUGCUUUGGCAGUGGAUGAAAGCACUGAUGCUACAGAUACGGCUCCAAAAAAUAUGUUAAAUAGAUAUUCUCUGUCUUUUGUAAACAUAUCUGGUAUAGUUACUGAUGGUGCCCCAGCAAUGGUAGGUAGAAGAGAGGGACUUGUAAAAUUAAUCGAAAAUGAUGCAAUUGCUGCCAAAAACUCACAUUUAAUGAAGUAUCAUUGCAUAGUACAUCCAGAAAAUUUAUGUGCAAAAGCUUUAAAAAUGGAUAACAUCAUGCAAAUAGUGAUAAAGGCUGUGAAUUUCAUAAGGGCCAAGGGCUUGAAUCAUCGCCAGUUCCAGGAAUUUCUUAGAAGUAUAGAUGCUGACUGUGGUGAUGUCAUUUACUUCUCAGAAGUAAGAUGGCUAAGUCGAGGCCAAAUGUUGAAAAGAUUUUAUGAUUUGCGACAUGAAGUAAAGUCAUUUAUGGUAUCAAAAGCAAAAUGUGUGCCUGAACUUGAUGAUGAAAACUGGCUUACAGGUUUAGCAUUUUUAGUGGAUUUGACCUCCCAUUUGAAUGACUUAAAUAUGCGUCUUCAAGGUAAAAACCAGCUUAUCAACACAAUGUUCCAAGGCAUAACAGCAUUCCAAACGAAACUAAAAUUAUGGGAAGAUCAAAUUAAGGCAAACAAUUUUAUGCAUUUCAACACAUUGGCCAAACAUGUUCCUGUCAACACUGAAAAAUAUGCAGCCUUGCUUUAUGAUUUGAUACAAGAAUUUGAAAAACGUUUUCAGGAUUUCAGGGAAAAUAAACAACAUUUUGCUAUAUUUGCAACACCAUUUUCAGUUGACAUAAAUAUGUUACCUGCCAAUUUUCAAAUGGAAUGCAUUGAGCUGCAAUCUGACUUCCAGCUUAAGGAAAAAUUUGAUCAUGUGUCUUUACUGGACUUUUAUAGGUCCUAUCUUCCCAGAGAUAAAUAUCCCUCACUUCACAACCAUGCCUUAUUCCUGUCAUCACUUUUUGGCAGCACCUAUAUUUGUGAGCAACUUUUUUCAAGAAUGAAGCACACUAAGAGUAAAAUUAGAACCAAAUUAUCUGAUGAGCACCUUGAAUAUUCACUGAGAAUUGCAACUACUUCUAAUCUAAUGCAUCAAUAUCUGGUUCCAUUGAGCAGUAGUUUAUCAAGUCAAGUGGAAUGUCAAAAAUUCCAUUAGGAUGGUUUGUUUUGCUCUCUUUUCUUAUGAAUGAAGAAUGAAGCACACUAAGAGUAAAAUUAGAACCAAAUUAUCUGAUGAGCACCUUGAAUAUUCACUGAGAAUUGCAUCUACUUCAAUGGAACCAGAUAUUGAUGCAUCGAUUAGUUGUUUAUCAAACACAAUCUCUAAAAUCCCACUAGGAUGGUUUAAUUUGCUCUUUUCUUUUACUUUUUUUGUAAAGUUUACCAGUAAGCUGCAGGCUGAAGCUAGCCUUUCAUUAGGCAGGAGAAGAGCCAUGCAGUUUUUGGAGUUGCUUGCCACAAAAUUAGAACCAAAUUAUCUGAUGAGCACCUUGAAU